GCUGGGAUACAUUUCAUGAGGGUCAAGCAACAUGGCGGCUACAAGAAGACUGGGAAAGGAGCUGGCAGAUAUUCGUGCAUCUGGUCUAAAAUCUUUUCGAGACAUUGCAGUGGAUGAGUCAAAUAUUCUAAACUGGCAAGGCUUAAUAGUACCGGAUAACCCCCCUUUCAAUAAAGGAGCUUUCAAGAUAGAAAUCAUUUUUCCAGCAGAAUAUCCUUUUAAGCCACCCAAAGUAACAUUUAAGACGAAAAUAUAUCAUCCCAACAUAGAUGAGAAAGGUCAAGUUUGCCUUCCUAUUAUCAGCCCAGAAAAUUGGAAACCAGCAACAAAGACAGAUCAGGUUAUUCAAUCACUUAUAGCACUAGUAAAUGAUCCAGAGCCAGAACAUCCCUUAAGGGCAGAUCUAGCUGAAGAAUUUUCUAAAGAUCGCAAGAAAUUCAUGAAAAAUGCGGAAGAUUAUACAAAGAAGUUUGGAGAAAAACGACCAGCAGACAGUUGAAAACCUCACAAAUGUUUUUUCGUUCCCGUUGGCCCCCAUUUGUUCCCACAUCUGUAGUCCAAUUUGCAUCCCUUCCAAAAUCUCAACACAUUCAUAGAUAUGCCAAAAUCUCUGUAUACUUGUUUUGGCAUAUGGUGUUGAGGAUUACCAAAAUCCGUCAUUUCCCCAAUAAUUGAGCCCGCUAGUAUUUAUAGAUCUGGGGGGUUUGCCAGUCUUUUCACUCACGGUGGCAUAAUAAUACUUUGUUUUUAUAUUAUGGUGCCACUGUAUCUUGAGAAUAAAAAUGGUUGUCUGCAUUAAUCUUAAAUUAUUUGAUAAACAAAAUACAAUAUAUUAUUUUUGGGGAACUCCCCAUCCUCCCUCAGCAGAGUCUAACUGUAAUGCAUUUAUAAUAUUAUUGCUACGCAGUUUUACAAAUAAUUUCAGGCUACUCUGUAAGACCUUAGUUGAACCAAAAAUACAUGACAAUCUCAAUAAAUAAAUUCUCCAUGUAGUCUUUAUUUCAUCGAUUGUAUACUGAUUCACAUCAACGAGAAGAUGAUAGAAACCGCUGUCAGCUCAGUCUCUUGGUUGUUACUUUCUAUGAGAAGUUUGCUACACUGAAUUCAAAUGUUGAUUAAAUCCUAGUGACAAUUUGUACUUUUUUAACACAAGUUAUGAUUUGAGCUGGUCAGGAUUACAUAGCUGACCAACAUCUCAAGUCUAUGAAACCCAAUCAGUGUAAUGUAUUUCUGCUUGAUCACCCUACAUUAUUUUACAUAUAGAGGAUUAUGAAUAAGACUAUAGAAUUUAGUAAAUGUGCAUUUUUGAAUACUGCUGUAUAAUGAUACAAUUAAAACGGUCGUUUCAUGGCAUGGCCCAUCCCUCCUUUUGAUUAUAAGAAUAACACCACUACAGUACAUGCAUGUUGCUAUGUGUGUAAAGCUGCACGAUUUUUUUUGGUGUUUUUUCUGUUCAGUCACUGUGCAAUAUUCUGCUGGUUAAUGAAGUGCAGUUCGAACAUGAUCAUUCAAUUCAGAUUACUCAAGUCUACUUGCACUGAUAUUUUUGCUCCUUAGCUUGCCUAAAGAAUGCUUGAUGGUAAUUCCUCCUAUAAUGCAGCUGGCUACUGGAAAAUAUAACCAGUACUUUUGAUGUUUUGUGUUGGAAGUUUAGUCACUUUAUCUUUUGUAGUGGUUUAUCUAGCUUUGUUGAGGGAUAGCUGCUGUGCUGUGUACCCGCCAGGGUGAUUUGCACCAGAAUACUCUCUUGUAUAUCUGAUGAUGAAAUUGGGGAAACUAUUGUACUAAUAUUAUUGUACAUUGUCCUGUCCUUUAUUUGUUAAAUUUAACUCUGGGAAUACCAUCUUUGUUUACGAAUUGCCACAUGAAAAUUCUGUUUUCUGAUACACCAGACUCCAUUGUAUUUUAGUUUUUGUAUAUCAAUUUAAGAUGCCACGCUUACUGAUUGCUAGAUUACAGAUUGUAACUGUUGAAGAGAGAUGAUUUUUAUUUGAGUGAUUUGGAAGGGCUGUAUCUUGACGAAAUGUAUAUAUGAUGUGGACAACAUUCGGAUAAUAGAGCUUGGUUGGAGUGGAGAUUUAAUUUUAGGGCUAGGGGGAGGUAGUUAUGAGAAUUUGGUUUCUUUUGAAAUAAAGAAGCCAGCUUAAACAACUUUGCUCAUAGUCACUCAUAAAGAACUAAUGCUAUCGAAUGUACUGUGAUCUUGACUUGUACACAAUAUUUUACUGUGCCUCACUGAUUGUUUCGGUAGUAUGCAUUAACAUUUCUGUCAACAUGUUUCUCUUUUUUUUUUUCAUAAAAAAAACAAACCUGCAGCUUCUAUCGAUAAUAAUUUCAGUUGUGUGUAAUUGACAAGUAACAUGGUUGGAACAGAUUUCCCAGAUGUAUUCGAUGAAAAUCAUUGUGCAAUUAUAUCUGAUAGUAAUGGUUCUUCCCUGAAUGAUUUAAAAUGGGGAGAACUUAUCGGCAUGGUGACAAGAUCUUGGCACAGUACAGCAGCUGUUACUGAAAAUCGAUUUAACACAGUGUAAUUUAUCAUAACCAAUAUGCGAGUGACCAUCAAAACAAUAGUAAUCAAAAAAAUAAAUUAGCACAUAGUACAGUUAUCUUGAUUUUUGUUCAAGAAAGUAAUUCUGAGGGGUAGUGUUACCAUAGUUACUUGCUGUAUUAUUUGUUAUAUACUAAAAUAAAAUCUUGACAAGCUU
Saccoglossus kowalevskii is the source of this 2705-nucleotide messenger RNA. RefSeq names its product ubiquitin-conjugating enzyme E2 L3. The record is from RefSeq and is a predicted model, not a curated record. Lineage: Eukaryota; Metazoa; Hemichordata; Enteropneusta; Harrimaniidae.